GUACCCUUUAGACUGACUUUGACUUUUCUUCUCCAUCUAUUCUCCGGUUCUUAAUUCUCUUACAGGAAAAAAAGAAAUGGAGACCCAAAGUUUGUCUCUUUGGAUAUUUGUUUCCUUUUAUGAGUUUUCCAAUAUAAUUUGAAUCAACUGAAUACUAUUCUCAUAUCCCCUUUUCUUUGUUUCCUCCAUUUUAAUGGUGGGGGAAUUUUGAAAGUAUCGAUUUUGGUGAAUUCGAGCAGAGAACUUCAAAGGGGGAAAAAGAGAUUUGAAAGAUUAUAUUUUAAUCCUGUAGGUGUUUGUUGAAAUGGGUAGGAGAAAAAGAAGAAGCGUAUUUAAUGUUGAUGGAGUUAUGGACUUUUUCAACAAUGUCAUGAUGGAGAAGCCUUAUCUUCCUUUGUUGAUCCCUUUGGUUUUGAUGUUAUGGGCUUUGGAGAAAUGGAUUUUCUCUUUAUCUAAUUGGGUUCCUCUUGUUCUUGCUGUUUGGGUAACUGUUCAGCAUCGUAAUCAUCAACAUCGAAUGGCUGUUGAAGACUUGAAUGAGAAGUGGAAGCGAUUUGCACUAAGUUCCUCGCCAAAAACACCAUUGGAGCACUGUGAGUGGCUAAACAAGCUUUUAAUAGAGAUUUGGUCCAACUACAUAAAUCCAAAGCUUUCAUUAAGGUUUCAAUCCAUUGUUGAGAAACGCUUGAAACGUAACAAAUCAAGACUUAUUGAAAAGUUAGAAUUGCUGGAGUUUUCACUAGGUUCGUCUCCACCUUGGUUGGGUCUUCAAGGGACUCGUUGGUCAACUUUUGGUGAUCAGCAAGUUAUGCGCUUGGGUUUUGAUUGGGACACAACUGACAUCAGCAUUAUGUUGCUUGCCAAGGUGGCUAAGCCAUUCUUUGGAACUGCAAAGAUUGUUAUAAAUAGCCUUCGCAUUAAGGGUGAUCUUCUCUUGAUGCCAAUUCUGGAUGGGAAAGCAAUUCUGUACUCGUUUAUAUCCACUCCUGAAGUUAGGAUAACAGUUACCUUUGGCAGUGGAACAGAGCUGCCAGGUGUUUCUUCUUGGUUGGUUAAACUUUUGACUGAUACCUUAGCUAAGACAAUGGUUGAACCUCGUCGUCAAUGUUUCUCUUUAUCAGCUGUAGAUUUAAGGAAGAAGGCUGUUGGUGGUAUUGUUUAUGUGACAGUCAUUUCUGGAAAUAAACUUUCUAGGAGUAGCUUAAAAGGAAGCCCAUCAAGAAGGCAACCAAGUUCUGGUGUAGAUGGUUUACGAGAGCACUCUGAUGAUAAAGAUCUACAGACAUUUGUUGAAGUUGAGUUAGGAGAGCUAACCAGAAGAACAAAUGUGAGGCCAGGUUCCAGUCCGCAAUGGGAUUCGACAUUUAACAUGAUUUUACAUGAUAAUACAGGAAUCGUUCGAUUCCAUCUCUUUGAGCAUACUCCUGGCAGAAUGAUGUGUGACUAUCUAGCAAGCUGUGAGAUUAAGAUGAGAUACAAUACAGAUGAUUCCACAACCUUUUGGGCGAUAGGGCCAGACUCGAGUGUAAUAGCCAGGCAUUCUGAAUCUUGUGGCAAAGCUGUUGAAAUGGUUCUUCCAUUUGAAGGUGUCAAUAUAGGGGAGUUGGCAGUGAAGCUUGUGAUAAAAGAAUGGCAAUUUUCCGAUGGUUCUCUUAGCUUCAACAACCUCCGUGUUAGCUCACAACCGUCACUGAACGGGUCAUCAAAUUUCCUUCCAGGAACUGGAAGGAAAAUUAUUGUAACAGUUGUGGAAGGGAAGGAUCUUAUUACGAAAGACAAAAGUGGAAAGUGUAAUCCAUAUGUUAAAUUGCAAUAUGGAAAGGUUCUUCAGAAAACAAAGACUGCACAUUCUUUUAAUCCGGUUUGGAACCAGAGAUUCGAGUUUGAUGAAAUAGGAGAUAACGAAUAUCUGAAGAUAAAAUGCUACACUGAAGAGGUCUUUGGAGAUGACAGCAUUGGCAGUGCGCAUAUAAGUCUCGAGGGAUUGGUAGAAGGGUCACCGAGGGAUGUGUGGAUCCCUCUUGAGAAAGUGAAUUCAGGAGAACUAAGGAUCCAGAUAGAAGCAGUUCGGAUCGAUGACUAUGAAGGAUCAAGGGGUUCUUCAUAUUCUGGCAAUGGUUGGAUUGAACUUGUGCUUAUCGAAGCAAGAGAUCUCGUAGCUGCUGAUCUAAGGGGGACAAGUGAUCCAUAUGUUAGGGUGCAGUAUGGAAACUUGAAGAGACGAACAAAGGUUAUGUACAAAACAUUAAAUCCUAAGUGGCAUCAAACAUUGGAAUUCCCCGACAAUGGCAAUCCUUUAGAGUUGCACGUGAAAGACCACAACGCGGUGCUACCGACAUCGAGCAUAGGUGAUUGUGUUGUAGAAUAUCAGAGAUUGCCUCCAAACCAGAUGGCUGACAAGUGGAUACCGCUUCAAGGGGUCAAAAGGGGAGAGAUUCACAUUCAAGUUACGAGAAAAGUUCCGGAACUAGAGAAAAAACCGAGUGUCGACCCUGAUACAUCCUUGACAAAAGCUCAUCAAAUAUCGAGCCAGAUGAAACAAAUGAUGAUCAAGCUUCAAUCUUUAAUCGAUGAUGGCAUCCUCGAAGGGAUUUCAACUCCACUCAGUGAACUCGAAGCUCUUCAAGAUAUGCAAGAAGAAUACAUGGUACAGCUCGAAACCGAGCAGAUGCUUCUACUGAACAAGAUAAAGGAGGUCGGUCAAGAGAUGUUGAACUCAUCGCCUUCUCUCAGUAGAAAUUCGUUUGGAAGUUGAAGCCAAUCUUUACCAUAUUCCGAUAUUACACGUCACGAUUAUCGUUCCACCGAUAUAGCUUUUGCUUACUGAUAACAUCAUGUACACCAAACUCAACAUAAUAAUCUUCAUAGAGUAGCCUGCAAGCAAAUAGCAUGGAUUGUAUUAAGGGCUACUGCUAGUUUAAGUCAGUUCAAAUAUAAAGUGGUAGAUAAGGUCAUGUAUUUGUAUUCAUAUUUGGUUAGUUUAUGGGUCGAAAGAAGCUAAAUGCUGAAAAAUUAAGUAUUAAAUUUAUCAGAAUUUGUAUUAUAAAAAUUAUUUGAUAUAUUGAAAAUUAUUAUUUUCACAA
Gossypium raimondii (Peruvian cotton) is the source of this 3083-nucleotide messenger RNA. Its product is annotated as synaptotagmin-5. Bases 305 to 2755 code for a protein of 816 amino acids. Lineage: Eukaryota; Viridiplantae; Streptophyta; Magnoliopsida; Malvales; Malvaceae. Gene Ontology annotation, molecular function: lipid binding. The record is from RefSeq and is a predicted model, not a curated record. The transcript has 14 exons.